Molecule: messenger RNA, 2357 nt
Organism: Spirodela intermedia
Lineage: Eukaryota; Viridiplantae; Streptophyta; Magnoliopsida; Alismatales; Araceae
Source: the annotation of a GenBank genome assembly
AUGGCUUCGAUCAGUAACCCAUCUCUGUAUCCCUCUCCACCCUUCUCCGUGAGGAAGCCCACCAAGCAGAGACUUCCCAUCUCUCUCUCCAGGACCCUCUUCUUCUCACCUCCCCUUGAUCGCCCCUUCGGCCCCCGCGGCGGCGGCGCUCCGCCGGCGGGGCUGGCGGCGCGGGUGUCGUCGUCGUCCUCCUCCUCAGUGGCGCAGCCGCAGCCCUCGCCGUCGGACGACGAUGAGACCACCGAAGAGAAGGAGUACGAGGUGGAGCUGGAUAAGCCAUACGGGUUGAAGUUCUUCAAGGGCAGGGAUGGCGGCACCUACAUCGACGCCAUUGCCCCGGGAGGACCGGCCGAUAAGACGGGGAAGUUCACUGUCGGGGACAAAGUGAUCGCAACCAGGUUGGAAUUUCUUCCCUAAUUUCUCUGUCACCGAUCUGGGUUUCUGUUCAUCCGCUGGUUGGGUUCGCUCGGAUUCCCUCCUCCUAAUCUGCAUUUAAGAAUCAACCCAUUGAAGAUUUUUCAGCUGCCGUGAUGAUUCCUCUGCUUAGGAAUCGAACUCUUUCCAUGAUGGAACUGAGAACUUUCUUUACUAAUAGACAUUUAAGAGUGUGGUUUAUGUUUGGUCAUAGCUUCAAACCCUUGAAAUGAGCUUAUUCGGUUGAAAUGAGGGUGAAUCAGCUCACUAAAUAGGAAUUACAUUACAUUUAAAAUUUCUCGGCUGAAACCCAAGCGAUUUUAUAUAUACAUAUAUAUACAUAUAUAUACAUAUUUAAAAUUUCCAUGAAUUAUAUAUACAUAUAUAUAUAUAUAUUCUCUGAGGCGUUUUUAGAUCAGUAAUAACUCUCCGUUCAAGAUUGUGUGAGGUGUUUUUAGAAAGAAAAAGAAAAUUGGGUAUUUUGGUUUUAGGUAGCUGGAAAACCAUCUAAUGAUUAAGGUCAUUUUUUUUUACUUGUUUUACUUGUUUUACUUAUUCUUAUAGUGAUUAAGACCACUUUUUUAGUUAAAUUUUUUAGGAUUUGCUGCGAGGCAAAAAAAAGAUUUUUUUUAGGUAGCCAAUCAUUUUAGGAUCUAAUAGAAAAACCAAAGAAAAAAAUUUCUGCCCUCAAAGCUGGAUUGUAACUAAGAAUUUAAUCUUGUGUGCAGUGCUGUAUUCGGAGAAGAGAUAUGGCCCGCCGCUGAGUAUGGGCGGACGAUGUACACCAUCCGACAGAGAAUUGGCCCCCUGCUCAUGAAGAUGGAGAAGCGAUAUGGUUUGCUCCUGGCUGAUUCUGACCAUCAAUCAAUUGAUUUUACUAUCUCGUUUGAAUUAAAAAAUUUCUCUUCAGGCAAGAUGGAUGAUGGCGGCGAGCUAACUGAGAAGGAGAUCAUCAGAGCUGAGAGGAACGCUGGCUUCAUCAGCAACAGAAUCAGGGAAAUUCAGGUGAUUUUCCUCUGCUAAGCCCAAAAUUUCCGCAACUUGCUGUCGUCCACCAUGUUUUAUUUGUGGUCAAACAUUUUUUAUCCAUCAUCAUCGUGUCAAAAUCAUGCCCAAAACUUUGGUUUCAGAUGCAAAACUACGUGCGGAAGAAGGAGCAGAAGGAGGGUCGGGAGAACGAUCUCCGUGAAGGGCUCAGGCUUUACAAGUACGCUCCCAUAAGUCUCCUUUUGGGAAUUUAAUCUUCCGGGUAUAAUUCUCCUUCGCCGCAUUGACAUCACCAGGAGUGGCAAGUAUGAGGAGGCACUGGAGAAGUUCGAGUCAGUGCUUGGGUCUAAGCCCGAGCUGGACGAAUCCUCAGUGGCAAGCUACAACGUGGCUUGCUGCUAUUCCAAGCUAAAUCAGGUGAUGGGUUCCCCAUAAAUAUCUACUUGUCCACUUUGAUUGAAUGUUUUUAUCUCCCGGAUAAUUUGAUUAUCUGAGGGCUGAUGGUGGGAGAGAUCGGACUUGUUGCAGAUCCAGGCGGGAUUGUCAGCACUGGAGGAUGCACUUAAGGCAGGAUUCGAAGACUUCAAGGUGCACUUCCAAAUCCGGGAUCAUGUUGUGGAAAUGAUCAUCAUCAUCAUCAUCAUCAUCAUCAUCAUCAUCAUCAUCAUCAUCAUCAUCAUCAUCAUCAUCAUCAUCAUCAUCAUCAUCAUUUUCUUCUUCUUCUUUGACGGUCCCUUAAAAAUUGCUGGGUUUUUUCAACUGGGUCUGACCGUGUUUCCAUUUUUCUUGUGUUCUUUCUCUUGUUUCUGAAGAGAAUUCGAACGGACCCAGAUAUGAGUAAUCUCAGAGCCUCGGAGGAUUUUGAGCCACUCGUGAAGAGGUUUGAUGAGUCGUUCAUCAACGAGGGUGCCAUCAACGCUAUCAAAUCCAUCUUCGGGAUAUUCAACAAGAAAUGA